Molecule: messenger RNA, 937 nt
Organism: Sceloporus undulatus (fence lizard)
Lineage: Eukaryota; Metazoa; Chordata; Lepidosauria; Squamata; Phrynosomatidae
Gene: PRL
Product: prolactin
Exons: 5
Coding region: 1-690 (229 amino acids)
Biological process (GO): positive regulation of receptor signaling pathway via JAK-STAT; positive regulation of cell population proliferation; response to nutrient levels
Cellular component (GO): extracellular region
Molecular function (GO): hormone activity
Source: RefSeq, a predicted model, not a curated record
AUGACUGACAAAAAGACUUCAUUGAAAGGUGUGCUGUUGGCUAUCCUGCUGAUGACUAACACGUUCUUGUCAAGAAAGUGUGUAACUUCUUCACCUAUUUGUCCCAAUGGUUCUGACAGUUGCCAGGUGUCCCUGGGGGAUCUUUUUGACCGUGCUGUCAAACUCUCACACUAUAUCCAUUCUCUUUCUGCAGAAAUAUUCAAUGAAUUUGAUGAACGCUACACUCAGGGCCGGGGGUUUAUUGCAAAGGCUGUUAACAGCUGUCAUACUUCUUCCCUCAUUACUCCUGAAGACAAAGAGCAAGCUCAACAGAUUCAUCAUGAGGACCUGCUAAAUCUAGUGCUGAGUGUACUCCGCUCCUGGAAUGACCCUCUACUCCAUCUGGCCUCUGAGGUACAAAGAAUCAGGGAAGCUCCUGAUACCAUUCUCUGGAAGGCUGUGGAGAUUGAGGCACAGAACAAACGGCUUCUGGAGGGAAUGGAGAGAAUAGUUGGACGGGUUCAUCCAAGUGAUUUGGGCAAUGAAGUCUAUUCUCAGUGGUCGGGACUCCCAUCCCUCCAACUGGCUGAUGAAGAUUCUCGUCUAUUCGCUUUCUACAACCUACUGCACUGUUUGCGUAGGGACUCCAACAAAAUUGACAACUACCUGAAACUCUUGAAAUGCCGUCUCAUUCAUGAUAGCAACUGCUGAGUAGCUUUGGCCUCACUUUAUUUAAAUGACAGCACCAAACGAAAUGAUCUCCUUUUAGCUUUGUCGCUUGUCACUGUACAGGAUACACUAAAUGAAAAAGCUCAUCCUGUGGUUCAUGAUUUAUAGUCAUAUCAUAAUGUUUUUCCUUUGCUUUUGGAUGCCAACAAUCACUAUAGUAUCUAUCAUGUUUCUCUCUUACUUUACUGUCUUUGUUACUAGUGUCACAACAAUAUUCAAAUUAAGCAAU